Messenger RNA from Mizuhopecten yessoensis (Yesso scallop), 3785 nucleotides. RefSeq names its product molybdenum cofactor sulfurase-like. The record is from RefSeq and is a predicted model, not a curated record. Bases 104 to 2794 code for a protein of 896 amino acids. Gene Ontology annotation, molecular function: molybdenum cofactor sulfurtransferase activity; molybdenum ion binding; pyridoxal phosphate binding. The transcript has 17 exons. Gene Ontology annotation, biological process: Mo-molybdopterin cofactor biosynthetic process. Lineage: Eukaryota; Metazoa; Mollusca; Bivalvia; Pectinida; Pectinidae.
UACAACAUGGCAGCUUCCAUGAGGUUGAAAUCGAUGAAAUAUUUCUAGUGGAUCAAAAAGCUGUUUUUAAUUAAUUGUUAUUGCAACUGGAACAGAAAUCAAUAUGGAGAUUGAUGCUUCAUACAACAAAGAUAUUGAAUCAAUACGUCAGAGGGAAUUCCCUAACCUCAGAGGAGAAACGUAUAUAGAACAUGUUGGGACAACUCUGUAUGCCAGGAGUCAAAUGGAGGCUUUCCAGCACGACCUCCUUGAAAACCUUUAUGGAAAUCCCCAUAGCAACAGUCCGAGCAGUUGCCUAGCAACAGAUGUUGUUGAUCAAGUACGAUACAGGAUACUUCAGCACUUUAAUACAAGCCAGGAGGAAUACAGUGUUGUUUUUACAUCUGGAUGUACCGGGGCUUUAAAACUACUGGCAGAGACAUUCACCUUUGACCCCUUCUCCAGUAGCAACCAAAAUAACAGUAUUUCACUUAAUUCCGAAAAUCCUAAAAGAGUUAUGGGCUCCUUCAUUUACUUGUUGGACAAUCACACUUCAGUGCAAGGCAUGCGCGAAACCAUGGCAACCAGGACAGGGGUCAUUUAUUGUCUUGACACAUCCAUGCUUGAUUGUGAUCUCGACAUCAAAAAAGAAAACAAAGGUCUCAUUUAUAAGACAGAACAUUGUGAACCCGGAGGAAACAAUCUGUUUGCGUUUCCUGCACAGUCCAAUUUCUCUGGCACUAAAUAUCCACUUGCCUGGUUAGGUAAGGCACAUUGUGGUCAGUUCUGUUUCCAAAAACAACUCACUGGUCAGUGGUACACUGUCCUGGAUGCUGCAUCCUUAGUUUGUACAUCUAGCCUUGACCUUGGGAUUUACAAACCAGACUUUGUGACCAUAUCCUUCUACAAAAUGUUUGGGUUUCCGACAGGAAUUGGUGCUUUACUGGUUCGGAACCAAUCAGCACACGUGUUACAAAAGCAAUACUUUGGUGGAGGGACAGUAGAAGUUAGUACAGCUCAGGAAAACUUCAGGGUUUUCCGAAAAAACCUCUCCGACAGAUAUGAGGAUGGCACCAUACCAUUUUUAGAUAUAAUUGCUCUCCGCCAUGGUUUUGACGCCUUAGAUAGAAUUGGAGGAGGUAUUCAGAAGAUCUCCCAGCAUGCUUUUACCAUUGCUCAAUAUUUUCAUCACAAUCUGUCAUCCCUUCACCAUGGCAACGGGCGACCCUUGGCCGACAUCUACUGUGAGGGGAACUUUGAUGACAUUCAAACUCAAGGGCCAAUAGUUAACUUUAACCUGAGGCGGGCUAAUGGAGAUUAUAUAGGAUUUGCGGAGGUUGAGAAGAUGGCACAGCUGUACAACAUUCAUCUAAGAACAGGGUGUUUCUGUAACGUAGGAGCGUGUCAGAAAUACCUCGGCCUCUCAUCAAAACAGGUCAAAGAUAAUUUUCAGGCCGGCCACAGGUGUGGGGACAACAGGGAUCUGAUUGAAGGGCUUCCCACAGGGUCUGUCCGAGUAUCAUUUGGCUAUCCCUCCAUUCUGAAAGAUGCACAGAUCUGUUUGAAUUUCAUAGUUGCAUGCUUUCAAGAAAAAUCUGGAGAAAAAUUCAACUUUCAGAAUAUGUCUCUCAAAGAUUUCCGUUGCCACAGUUAUGAUCAUACAUCACAUACGACAUCAGGGACAAGUGAACACACCACAUGUUUGGACAGCUCAGAGUCUGAUUUCUCUUCAGAGGAGGAAUUCAUAGACUGCCAAUCAGAAACAGUGUGCCAUAAACAAUCUGAUCAAUCAGGAUGUCUGUCACUGUCACCCUUGGAAAUGGAUCAUAUCUUAGAAAGCUGUAAUGAACACACCAGAAGACUUACCGGUAUCAUGGUAUACCCUGUAAAAUCCUGUGGGGCAAUGGAGGUAAAAGAAUGGCAGUUAGGAGAACGAGGGCUUCUGUACGACCGUGAAUGGAUGAUUGUCUCAGAGAGCGGUGUCGUAUUGAGUCAAAAAAGGGAGACAAAUCUGUGUCUGAUCCAACCAACUUUAGACAUGCUAGAACCAACAUUAAAACUAGAAUAUCCUGAGAUGCCAGCAUUUCACUUGCCCUUGAAUAGUAACACACACCAAAGUCCUAUAGAAUUCUGUCCCAGUAAAGUCUGUGGAGAUAGUCCGAUAGAGGUAGGAAACACACACCAAAGUCCUAUAGAGGUCUGUACCAGUAAAGUGUGUGGAGAUAGGGUCAAUGGGAUAGACUGUGGGGAUGCUGUUGCAGACUGGAUUAGUGUGGCACUUCAGAGAUCUGGAUGUCGGUUAAUCAAACAGACCAAGACAGACCAACGCACCAGUAAGCUGAAGGAUUCCACCCAAGCCAGCUGUAAGGCAGCGUGUAGUUUAUCACUAGCUAAUGAAUCACAGUAUCUGCUGAUAUCUCGUAAAAGUGUUCAGGUGUUACGAGACAGAAUCCUGGAGCGACAUUUGGAGGAGGAUUCUUCUGCAGUAGACAGUCAAGAUAUACCAGGUAUAUCAAACUUAGUUGGUCGUUUCCGUGGUAAUCUCAUUAUAUCUGGAGGCCAGGCGUUUGAGGAGGAUUCAUGGAAUAGCAUUGAGAUUGGCGAGAAUACUUUUUUUAGUCAAGGAGAAUGUGGCAGGUGUCAGAUGAUCUGUGUGGAUCAGUCAACAGGUCAGAGAGGUCUGGAACCCCUAAAGUCCCUAGCAUCAUGGAGGGGCAGGAAGGUGCCCUUUGGUAUCCACCUACAGUCAGUGACAAGCACAUCAAGUGGAAAGUUGAGAGUCGGAGACACUGUUUGUGUGCUAACACAAAAAUAGCCAAAAUAUUUGUUUCUGAAACCAUUUGUUUACACAGUUGUGAUAUUAACCAGUUUAAGUUAUUGCUAGUCCAGAGACAAUACUGCCAUACACAUAGAAGAUUCGAAUCUACAUGUUUGUGUAUAAACGUUUUGGAAUGUAUCGUAUACGAGGUGUUUUAUACAGUGUGUUAAGUAACCUGUCAUUAGCUAGACACUGAAUCAGUUUAUCAGAGAUAUGUAUGUAUAUAACUGUCUGUGAACAUGUUACACCAUCUAACCGGUCUAACAUUAUAGUAACAUACUGGUAUUGGGGUUGUUUCAGAGAAGUCCUGGGUAAAAAAUGUUAAUUAGUGGUGUUUAUUGCAAGUAUCAGUUUUAGCAAUUAACAAUGUACUAUCCUUAAUCAAAAGUUUAAAGCAUCAGUUUUAGCUGUAUAAAGUUGAAACCUGGUCAAUCAAGAGUUUAUAGAAUCAAUUUUCACUGUGUACAGUUGAAACCUGGUCAAUCAAGAGUUUAUAGAAGCAGUUUUACUGUGUACAGUGGAACCAAGUUUAAUCAGAAGUUCAAAAUUCAGAAAUUUAGAAUGAUUUAUUUAAAUUCUGUAUAGUGGAACCUAGUCAGGAAAUGAUUUUAUAUCUAUUUGUUUGUUAACAAUGAUUUUAUGCAAUUUAAAAUAAUGUUCUUUAUAUUUGAGGACGUCCUCAUGUGGCCACAGGUUCACAAGAUACAUACAGAUCUAUUACAAACAUGUAUGUAGCUAGAUUUACUAUUAUAAACAUAUAUAUCAAUAUAUCAUAUAGACUAGAAAAUGGUGGUUUAUGAAGAUACAUUAGUUUUCUUUUUACAAAAUAGUUUAUAUAUUGUUGUAUUGCGAUAUACAUUCAUAACUACUAAAUAAGGUAUUAUGAUUUAUUUUUUAUAUCAAUAUGUCAUUGGAAGGUUUUAUAAUCAGAGAUGUUCAUAUAUUCCGUUUUUUAUAUUGCUUUAUUUUUACACAUUUAUUCACCACU